Messenger RNA from Zea mays, 833 nucleotides. RefSeq lists its product as uncharacterized. The transcript has a single exon. The record is from RefSeq and is marked validated. NCBI's taxonomy places the organism in Eukaryota, Viridiplantae, Streptophyta, Magnoliopsida, Poales, Poaceae. The coding region runs from base 105 to 590 and encodes 161 amino acids.
CCACUCCAAACCUCCCUCUCUCGAUCUCGACCUCGCCCCUUCGACCGCAAGCCAUCCCGCUCCCUCGGUAAGCUUCCAAGCGGAGUCCGGCGGCGUCGAGUCGAAUGGCGGGCAAGUCGCACACGCGCAAGGCGUUCCUCCUGUGCAACUACGUCCUCAUGGGCGCCGCUUCCAGCUGCAUCUUCCUCACGCUGUCGCUGCGCCUGCUGCCGUCCCCGUGCGGCCUCCUCCUGCUCUUCCUCCACGCCCUCACCGCCGUCUUCUCCGCGGCCGGCUGCUCGGGCUCCUUCACGGCGCCCGCCACGCCCGCGCAGUGGCACAACGCGCACACCGCGGGGGCCGCGCUCACCGCCAUCUUCCAGGGGGCCGUCGCGCUGCUCGCGUUCACCCGCACCUCCGACUUCCUGGCCGAGCUUCAGUCCUACGUCCGCGACGAGGACGGCGCCGUCAUCCUCAAGAUGGUCGGGGGCCUCGGCACCGCCAUCUUCGUCCUCGAGUGGGCCGCGCUCGCGCUCGCCUUCUCCCUCCGCCUCGAUGACGACGACGACGACGACCUCCAGGCCAAGAACCGGCAGCCGUACCAUGUCUGAUCGUCCGCUGGUGUUAGCUCCUUCAGAAUGAUAUAUGAACAAGAUUCGUUGAUUCUUUGCCGUCUGUUAGUAUGUACUAUUGCUUUUUUUUGGUACUACUGUGCCUGUUCAACCAAAAUUGUUAAAUGCCAAAGCAAAUAUACAUUGCUUUUUGUUGCCUUUGCUACUACUUGCAUGCACAUUCAUCAGAUUUGAUGCAAACAGGUUGUAAAAACAAAUUUCUGAGAAAAUCUGUCAUUUGAU